Molecule: messenger RNA, 766 nt
Organism: Poecilia reticulata (guppy)
Lineage: Eukaryota; Metazoa; Chordata; Actinopteri; Cyprinodontiformes; Poeciliidae
Source: RefSeq, a predicted model, not a curated record
AAAACGUUCGUUAUCCUCCGCUUCUGCCGUUCACACGUAACCUAGAUAGCGUUGUAUGCAUAUGGAAAUUAAGCUGUCAAAAAGCCAGACAGCCCCCGCUCUAAUCUCCUAGAUAAACUUUGUUUCGAGCUUCUCCAUUAUCUUUCAGGCGUUCAGCAUGGCAGGACGAGGUGUUUUCCACAGGAUGCGAGCCGGUUUGGUCUUGUUGCUCCUGUGUCUGAAUGAAGACCAGCAAGCCUCAGCCUCGGAGACGGUGAGAAGUUUCUAUGACACCCUGAAUGUUGAGCGGACAGCCUCGGACACCCAGAUAAAAAAGUCUUUUCGCAGCCUGGCAGCGAGGUACCAUCCUGAUAAGAACAAGAGCGCCCAAGCUGAAACCACUUUUAGGGAGAUUGCAGAAGCCUAUGCAGUGCUGUCAGAUGAGAAGAAAAGGCGUCUGUAUGACAGCGUGGGUCAUGAGGCCUUCUUGGAAAACCAGGCCUCGUUUGAGGAUGAGGAUGAGACCAGCUUCCACUUUAGUUUCUCAGACUUCUUCCAGAAUUUCCAUGACAGUGCCUUUAUGGACGAACCACAAGUUCACUGGAGCUUCUUCCAGGAAGAGGAAGAGGAAGAGGAAGAGGAGUACAUUCAUGACAGACAUUACAGCUCUGAAGAGUCUACCUUCAGCUUCUAUUUUGAUGAUGGAAAUGAGGAGGAGCAUUACUACUGAUUUAUAGUUUUAAUAUACUCUCUUUUAUUUAUAAUAAAGUUUUUCAAACAAAUUGUA